AUGGCAGUGGAUGGAAACGACGUUAGGAACCUGAAAAGCUCCAAGGCAUUCCAGUACCUGCACAGCCACAAAGACAGGGAGGGCCCCCAGACGCUCUGCGACCUGUGCUUGGCUCAGGUGUGCUGCAGCUUGGAUGUCCUGUGUAGCAAACGGGCAGAUGGCUCUCUGCUCCUCAUGUCAGCAUCCCUCUUCCCUCAUCAGAUGACUGACCAGCUACUGCAGAAGAUGGCCAAAAAAGGGAUACUGAACGAGAAAACCAUUGGGAUUUUCCGGAACCAUGAAGAGCUGCGUUUGAGUAGAGUGUCCAUCCGCCACUGUUUGUUUUCUGUGGAAGCUUUUCGACAGGCCGUCUGCCCUCACCGGCUUCAAGAACUGGAUGCAUCCUGGCUUGCUGGAGACAUCACCGGCGCUCAAAUCAUCUCGGGCUUGACGUUCAACUCCAGGUGCGCAUCUAGUCUGUGGAAGUUGUCCCUGAACGGGCUUUGCAUGGACUGGGCCUCUCUAGAGAAGGGGAAAGUUGCACUCAGAUCCCUGAAAGACUUGCGGACACUCAACCUUGCCAGCACAGACCUGUGUAACGUCGCCUUAGAAGAAUUCUGCACUCUCCCGCAACUGGAGAGUCUUGAUAUCUCUUGCAGCGCCAUUUCAAAUCUUACAGCACUUCUCCAAUGCAAGAACACUCUCAGAUCUUUAAUCGCCCAUCGACUUAGGCAACUGGACAUGUCGGCAGCGAGUUUGCUGUCUGUCCUCAGCCAGCUUCAAGCCAUGAAACAUUUGGAUUUCUCGGAUGACCAUUUAACAGCGGAGGAUGGUGACCGAAGUGACGGAGAUUCGGUUGCGAGUCUUCUGUGGGCCGGUCUGCAGGUUCUUCCGUCUCUUGUAUCUUUGGACGUGUCAGGCAGGAAGGGAAUUAGGGAGGCGGCAGUUAAUGCAUUCGUGGAGGCCAGGAAGGAGCUGGUAUUCUUGGGUCUGCUCGCCACUGGAGUUAGCUCCUGUGGUGUCCUGUCAACAAAGAAAAACCUCAAAGUAACUGGAGAGGCUAAUGAGAAGCAGUUGUGUGAGGCCCUGAGAAGGUACAGAGACAGAGAGUGUUUCAUCCGAGAGGCCCUCUUCCAUCUCUACAAUUUUACCACCGACUCUCAAAAACCACAACCAGAAAUGCUGGAGCUGGUUCUGAGGGCUAUGCAGAGCCAUCCCACAAGUCUUCAGAUCCACCUGGUGGCCACAGCUUGUGUGUUCAACCUCACUACCCAUGACCUUGCUGAGGCCAUGUCUGCACGACUGCUUUGCUUCACUGUCACCCAACUUCUGUACAGCAUGAAGACCUUCCAAGAACACACACAGGUCCAAACAAAUUGCCUUCUGGCACUCUGCAGCGACUACAUCCUUCAGGAGGUCCCCUUUGACACGUAUUUAGCAGCCACGCUGGUGAUUAACUGGCUGACCUGCCACAAGGAUCCUACACUUCAGAGGAUGGCUGUCGCUGUCAUCUCCAUUUUGGUGGCCAAGUUGUCGACAGCGGAAGUCGCACAGCUUGGCGAGGAUGUCCUCAUAAUGAAACAGCUGCUGUCAAUCGUGCAGGAGAGGGCCAUGUUAGGCGUGGUGGACUCCACUCUAAAGUUUGCCUUGAGAGCUUUGUGGAACCUGACUGACGAAAUGCCAGUAGCCGCCCGCAACUUUAUCCAGUGUAAUGGCUUGGAACUUUAUGAAGAACUUCUUGAGUCAUACCACAGGGAAUCUUCUAUUCAGCAGAAGGUUCUUGGGCUUUUGAACAACAUUGCAGAGGUGGAAGAAUUGCAGACAGCACUAAUGGAGGCAGACUUGUUAGAGCACAUCCUCAGCCUCCUGCAGGACCCAGAGAUCGAGAUGGGGGUCCGCUACUUUGCUGGGGGGAUUCUUGCCCACAUUACUUCCAGACCAGAAGCUUGGCUCUUGGAAGAGAAGUUGCGUGGCACCAUUCACAAGCAGCUGCAUGUGUCCAUUGCAGAGUGGACAGAACUGGAUAAAGAAAUUGUGUUCUACAGGUCCUUGCGUCCAUUUUGCCACCUGCUUCAGACAUCUCAACCUACAGGGGUGCAACUGUGGGCUGUGUGGGCUAUUCAUUUUGUCCUCACUCAAAACACUUCACAUUACAGCUGGAUGCUGGAGCGUGAAGGCGUGGCUGAACUUCUGAAUGCUCUGACCGUGCAUCCCGAUACACACAACAUCAUUAGGGGACUAUCGGAGAGCAUCUUGCUUAUGCUUGAGCGCCAACAACCAGAGCCCUUCAUCAAGCAAGCAGAGCCUCGCAGCUCCUAG
Nerophis lumbriciformis (worm pipefish) is the source of this 2298-nucleotide messenger RNA. NCBI's taxonomy places the organism in Eukaryota, Metazoa, Chordata, Actinopteri, Syngnathiformes, Syngnathidae. The record is from RefSeq and is a predicted model, not a curated record.